Molecule: messenger RNA, 648 nt
Organism: Gordionus sp. m RMFG-2023
Lineage: Eukaryota; Metazoa; Nematomorpha; Gordioida; Chordodea; Parachordodidae
Product: protein kinase C iota type-like
Exons: 7
Coding region: 1-648 (215 amino acids)
Biological process (GO): protein phosphorylation
Molecular function (GO): ATP binding; protein serine/threonine kinase activity
Source: RefSeq, a predicted model, not a curated record
AUGGGGCCCAGUCGAUUAGUGCAAGCUAUACCUAGUAGAAAAUGCGAGAUAUCGGAUUUCAAUAUCUUUACUUUGGUGAAGGAAGGAAAGUUUAACCGCGAAUAUUUGGCUAGUUGUGAUGGCGAUAAGCAACCGCAAAUUUACAGGAUGAAAUUUAUACCUAAACAAGUUAGAUAUGGUUCAGAGACCAUUGAUUCAAUUCGUAAAUUUAAGACCGAAAAAAUGGUCUUAGAAAUGGCGACUAGUUAUUCAUUUUUGAUGGGAUUGCAUGCAUCAUAUAGCCUUCCCUUCGGAUACAUAUUAGUAACAAAGGACAUUGGUCGAAGGAAUUUAUCUGAUUAUAUUGAAGGAAAGUCUAUCUUAAAUGGUCGUAUAGCUUUUUAUGCGGCCGAGAUUAUUCUAGCAAUAAACUUUUUACAUAGAAACGAUAUUGUACACAGGGGCAUAUGCCCUAAGAAUAUCUUACUAGAUAACGGUCACAUUAAAUUAUCUAAUUUUGCAACAUGCAAGAAUCCACGUGAACUACUUGGUUGCGAUCCAGGUAAUUAUCCAUGGGACAUUAUGUUCCACAGCUAUUUUAAGGAUAUAAAUUGGGAAAUGCUCGAACAAAGGAAAAUAAAGCCACCUCGCAAACGAAAGCGAAAAUGA